AUGUCGUUCCCCAUGGCGAGCCUUGAUUCGGCAAAUCUGCUGUCCGAGGCCGCUUUUGGCUGUGAACACCUUGCGGCAUAUCUCAACAAAGACGAGAAGAUUGCCAGCCAAUUCAGGAGUGCCUUCCGCAGUAAAGACAGAUCGCUGGCACCUUAUUCCAAGACCGACACUGUUGCUGUCCAGACCACUGGUCUUCGGACUGUGGAGUCUCUGAAGCCAAAAUCCCACUGCCUGAGUUGCCCUGAAGUAUGCUUGGACAGUGAGCGACAGGCACAUACCACAGAAACUGGACACGCUUUUUACAUUGAAUCACGCACACGCUUUUUGCACUGCCAGAAGUGUGGUGAUUUCAUCUAUGAUCAUGGUUUGGAAAGACUCCGAGGGCCAGCAGGAAAGUCCCAAAUCGCUGAUGGCCGAUCUAUUUGGGCCGAGGACUCGGCCUCAGAGCUCUAUGUCAAAAACAAUGCCUACAAGAACCCGUGCGCUAAGCGUGGGGCCCGAGGUGUUUGGAACAUGGGCCAGACUUGCUACCAGGCUGUCAUUGUUCAAGCAUUGCUUCACGAGCCCAGCUUGAAUGCGUUCUUCCUCGCUGGUGGUCACGACGUUCACACCUGCCAAGAGAAAAACUGCUUAGCCUGUGGGACCGCCGAGGUCUUCAUGGAGUUCAACAGCGGCGAGAGGAACGAAGCGGUCUCUGCUGCCACUCUUUUGUACAAUGGUUGGGAAAUUUCAAAGGAAAUGGCUGGAUAUCGCCAGCAAGAUGCCCACGAGUACUUCCAGUUCCUCGUCAACGGUCUCCAUUCUUCCACUCCUGGGCACACUGAAGCUCACAACGAAAAGUGCAAAUGCUUCUUCCACCAAGUUUUCUACGGAGAGCUACGCAGCAGCGUCAAGUGUCAUAAAUGUGGCCAAACCACCAACACCGAUGACCCCAUGGCCGAUCUGAGCCUUGACGUUCAACAACAAUCGAAGAAACGUAAACUCGGUCGCUCGACCGCAUCUACUACCGGAACUUUAUUAGGCUGUUUGGAUAGCUUCACAGCCUCCGAAGAUCUCAAUGCUGACGCCGCUUACCACUGCGAGAAAUGCGGAAACACUCCUCAGCGUGCCUCAAAACGUCUCCAAAUCCGAAAACUCCCUGUCAUUCUCUGCAUGCAACUCAAGCGAUAUGAACACAACUCCUCCUCAUCCGAAAAAAUGACUGGUCACAUUGAUUUCCCUCUUAGUCUGAACAUGCUCCCCUACACUGUGAGGAAAGACAAUCUUCCAGUGGAUAUGUCCAAAUACGUCUACGACCUUUCGACUGUCAUUGUGCACGAGGGAACAAUGGACACUGGACACUAUUUUGCAUACACUCAUAUUGGAGACGACAAGUGGGUCCUCAUGGACGACAACAAAGUCACUGUCGCCGGUGUCGCCGACGUGCUUCGCCAGGACGCCUACCUCCUCUUUUACAGCCUUCGUUCUCUCCGCAGCGACAGCAAAGCUAAAUAG
Penicillium brevicompactum is the source of this 1494-nucleotide messenger RNA. RefSeq lists its product as uncharacterized. The transcript is spliced from 7 exons. Gene Ontology annotation, biological process: protein deubiquitination. NCBI's taxonomy places the organism in Eukaryota, Fungi, Ascomycota, Eurotiomycetes, Eurotiales, Aspergillaceae. Gene Ontology annotation, molecular function: cysteine-type deubiquitinase activity. The record is from RefSeq and is a predicted model, not a curated record. Bases 1 to 1494 code for a protein of 497 amino acids.